UAUCAGGUGGUUAAAAAGAUCGUUCGGAAACGGUUAUUACCAACGGUCGUGAUUGCGUCGGCUGCGUCUCGUCAAGUCGUCAAUCUCGUCAUUCGGUUUUAGGACGGGGAUCCAGGAUCACGACGACGGUAUAUAGGAUUGGACGGGGCACAGCUCACGAGGAUGCGGCCGGACUCGCGCAGCGUCUCGUUCACGUUCCACCGGGAAGUGCUGAGCGUGCGAAACUCGCCGGAGAUGGUUCCGCGGAGCUCGCGGAACCUGCGUCAGCGCCUGCAGGAUCGAUUCGAGAAGGACCGGGGAUCGGGCGGUAACGAUAACGCGAAGGAGAAACCAGCGAAGGCGAAGGACUCGGUCGACCGGGCCUGGAACAACAUCAGCCUCGGCAACGUGUCCGCGGAUUCGAGGCGAGCGUUGAGAAACGGCGCCGAGAAGCUGUCCAGGACGAUAUCCUCGGUGCGCACCACUUUCGGCACGAUAUCUCAGAAAUUUAAGAGUUCCACGCGUAGACGCCAGCGA
Temnothorax curvispinosus is the source of this 516-nucleotide messenger RNA. RefSeq lists its product as uncharacterized. The annotation marks the transcript as partial. The transcript has 2 exons. The record is from RefSeq and is a predicted model, not a curated record. NCBI's taxonomy places the organism in Eukaryota, Metazoa, Arthropoda, Insecta, Hymenoptera, Formicidae.